Messenger RNA from Amoebophrya sp. A25, 2215 nucleotides. The record is from the annotation of a GenBank genome assembly. Lineage: Eukaryota; Dinophyceae; Syndiniales; Amoebophryaceae.
UCCCGCUGCGCGUCUCACUUUGACGUAGUAGAUCGCCUGACGUCGAAGCGUCAACAUUCUUGUAUUCCCCACUGAAAUGCAACAAACUAAGUGCAAUCAAGAUUCAAGAAGUAGAGCAAGUUUUUCUACUUACAACUAAGUAUGUAGUUGAUGAAGCCGUUUAUUCCAGCAUGUUCAUGAUUACGAUUAGCCAUCAUCGAAGAAGAUGUAGAUGAUCUAGUAUCUCCUCGUGGCUUCUGCUAAUUCCACUAAUCUAAGUCUAUCAUUUUGAAUGUUUUUUGAUUCAGUUCCAACAACAACAAGCAUCACAAACAAGUCUAAAUUAUGAGCGGUAAAAGACGUGGCGGAGCUCAAAACGGUGGCGGCUACAGCCGUGACGCAGUCGAGGCAAUUUUGCGCGACGUUUGCCAGGUCGACAAGCAAUCUAGUACACAUUUUCCGUGGGAGGAAAAAGCAAAUGGUCAGCUAAAAUUUGACGUUGUUAAUGUUGAGGUGCAAACGCCAGAUGUUCGACGCACCAUCCGCAAAGCUUGUGUGAAUUUUUAUUCCACAACUGGCAAAUUGCUUAUUCAGGGCCCAGAUGGUCCAGCCUUUGACAGCUGGAUGAAGGAUCAGCUGCUUAUUCCAAGACCUCCAGCACCGGCAAGGGAAGCAACAGGAACAGACUAUCUUGCUAAUACAGGAGCAUCUGCGGGAGGUGUAGCAGCAUCAACAUCAGAUAGACAAGCACAACAUGUUCCCGGUGUUCAUGUUCGUACUCCCGAUUUUGUCGCGAAUGAUCGAUUUGCUAACGGGAAUCCACCUCUGAACGAUCAGCAAGUUGGCGUUUUUAGCGGAGCAGGCUCCUCGUCGAUCGUGUCCUGUACGACCAGCAAGGCGCCUGCUCCUGUCAAUACCUUUCAGCAGGUCGGCGAAGGCUACUCACAAGAGGAUGUCAAUGCGGUUGUCAGUAGACUCGUUGGUCGUGAGGCAACGUGGGAUGCCAAGCCUAACGGACAAAAGCUGUUAAAACUUCGCAACGAAGACCAGCUACCUGAAGCAGCGCCGCUUGGGACUUCUUUGAGUUUGGCGCUCAACUUCUAUUCCACUAAAGGUAAGCUCACGGCGCAGGGCAGAGAUGCGCGCUUGGUAGCUGCAUGGAUUUCGGAUGAGAUAGAUGUCCUGAGGAGGAACCGCGAAAGGGAACGAGAAAAGGAAAGGCAGGAGCAGAUGAAAAAGCUCAAAAUGGAACGUGAGCGAAGGCAGGAAGAGUGCAAACGCGAAUUGAAAGAUUUGGAAGCAAAUAGCAUGCAGCAAGAUCAGAGCAUGCGCGAGCGAUCACCACGAAGGUAUCUUGAGGACUUUUCUGACGACUCCAGCCAAAAUUAUUCAUGUGACGAGGCUGACUCUGACUCAAGCGAGGACGAAAAGACAGAAGAUCAAGCUUGCGAGCACUGUGGCUUGCCUCGCUGGAGGACGCAGAUGGUCAGUAAAGUGACCCGUAAAAGGAUUCAUCAUUGCAGGUUCAGAGUUUUGCUUCAGUGCUCAGCUCCGCGGUGCAUGCGAAAAUGGUCUGUAUGGAAGUACUUUCAUUCUGUAUUCCCGUAGGAGGACACGACCCCCGUGCUGUAUGCUGUGAGUAGCAUUUUGAAUGUUUUCGAUCUUGAACAUCAACAUUUUUUACAACUUCUGAUGGUGAGCCUGGGCAACAUCGUCAUCCUUCAUCUCGUCUCCCUCUCUCUCAUAGACAACAGUCGCGAUGGUGUGGGAGCCGGUCAGCGAUGUUUGGGAUGAGCAAUAUUGUCAGGGGUGCUAUCCUGGAGAUGACCCAGACCUUUCAAAUGCGAAGUGUGGCGAGAUUUUGGGGUACGAGAAGCUGGACCCAGAAAAGAGGCCACAACACGAUAGCACGAGGCCUCACGAUGCGGCCCGCUGCGGUCGGUGUAAAAUGGGGCUUUUCUGCUCUUUCAUGAGGUAGUUCUUGGUACUUUCAUGGGGCAGUUCUUGAUAUUGACAAGAAGAGCUUCAUUUUCACAGCGAACUUUUGAUGGAGUUCUUUCGUUUCGAGGAGGAACAAAAAGAAACACGACAACCAACGAACUAAGGGCUGGAGGCAUAGGCCGCCAGCCUCACCGCUAUAAGUCCAAUUAUGUCAUGUCAUGGUACCUCUUUUGUAAGUAUUAGUGUCUACUUAUUCUUGCGAUUCUAUAUCUAUUUCAAAUAGUAUUGUUCAACA